GGUGAUCGCCACCGCUUCCGGGGCGGGGCGGGGCGAGGCGAGGCGAGGCGAGGUGAGCUGCUGGAGUGGUGGUGCUUCAGCUCGCUCCCGGCCUGUGUCUCCGCGCUCCCUGGUGCAAUGAGCUUCCUCAAAAGUUUCCCGCCGCCCGGCUCGGCUGAGGGGCUCCGGCAGCAGCAGCCAGAGACCGAGGCUGUGCUGAACGGCAAGGGCCUCGGCACCGGCACCCUUUACAUCGCUGAGAGCCGCCUGUCUUGGUUAGAUGGCUCUGGAUUAGGAUUCUCACUGGAAUACCCCACUAUUAGCUUGCAUGCGGUGUCCAGGGACCUAAAUGCCUAUCCACGAGAGCAUUUGUAUGUUAUGGUGAAUGCCAAAUUUGGAGAGGAAUCAAAAGAAUCUGUUGCUGAGGAAGAAGAAGAAGACGACAGUGAUGAUGAUGUUGAACCUAUUGCUGAAUUUAGAUUUGUGCCUAAUGAUAAGUCAGCAUUGGAGGCAAUGUUCACUGCAAUGUGUGAAUGCCAGGCUUUGCAUCCAGAUCCUGAGGAUGAAGAUUCAGAUGAUUACGAUGGAGAAGAAUAUGAUGUGGAAGCACAUGAACAAGGGCAGGGAGACAUCCCUACAUUUUACACCUAUGAAGAAGGAUUGUCCCAUUUAACAGCAGAAGGCCAAGCCACAUUGGAGAGAUUAGAAGGAAUGCUUUCUCAGUCUGUGAGCAGCCAAUACAACAUGGCUGGAGUUCGGACAGAAGAUUCAAUAAGAGAUUAUGAAGAUGGGAUGGAGGUAGAUACUACACCAACAGUUGCUGGACAGUUUGAGGAUGCAGAUGUUGAUCACUGAAAAUGAUUUAUGCUGCUGUGGGAUUCUGCUCAUAACUGUAGGAAAGAACUUGGUGCCUCUUCUACUGUGGAGUGGGUGUUGAUGAAAGUCUUUUUCUUCUCCAAAACUUACCUGAACCAGUUCUUUUUUGAGACAGACUAUACUGAGACAAAAAGUUGUCACCAGCAGAAGAGACUAUGACCUUUAUUAACAAAGGUGAAUUAACUUAACCAAGAGGGUACUUGUAGUUUAUCAUCUAUGUUAAAACUUUCUUUGUGCAAGUACCCUCUGAAUAGGCCUAUAGUUCCUGCCUUCAUUAUAUGCGUCUCUGUCACCUGGGAGGCCUACGAAGGUGGACUGGAUGGGAAGGAGGGAGGCUGAGACUAAGACACAUCCUUUUAGAGCCUAAGGAUCCCCUUACCCUUUAAAAACAAAGACAAAGGGAUCUCACAUCCUGGCCUCUGCUUGUUCUCCCCCAGGGUAAGGGUCUUUUGACUAAUUUGGGGCCUAGAUCAGUUCAUUCAGGCAUCUUUAGGGAGCCUCUUGGGAAACAUUCUAGCCACAUCUACUGCCACUAACAAAUGCUUCUGACUAGCUUUUACUCCUUUCACCAUGUUUCACCAGUCUCUUUUGUUAUAACCUCUUAGGUUAUAUCCUCUAGUUUGUAACCUCUUAGGUCGGUUUCCCUAACCAAAUGAAAUUGGGAUGAAGUCCUCAGAGUACUUCAGAGGAUAAUUGUUUUGUCUUUAACAAAUAAACAAACAAAUAAAUCUAGGUUUUCUAUA
Molecule: messenger RNA, 1598 nt
Organism: Leopardus geoffroyi (Geoffroy's cat)
Lineage: Eukaryota; Metazoa; Chordata; Mammalia; Carnivora; Felidae
Gene: CLNS1A
Product: chloride nucleotide-sensitive channel 1A
Exons: 7
Coding region: 118-834 (238 amino acids)
Biological process (GO): spliceosomal snRNP assembly; chloride transport; mRNA cis splicing, via spliceosome
Cellular component (GO): pICln-Sm protein complex; spliceosomal complex; plasma membrane
Source: RefSeq, a predicted model, not a curated record